AUGGACAAUUGUGGUGGUAGGGAAAGGCAGGCGGAGACGGAGGCAUAUCGCUAUGAUAUUCGGUGUUUUCCGUGGAACUAUGUAGUCUCAUCAAGCCACAGUCCGGCUCCUAAUCCAGCCUUGGACAAUAUUAUAGGCAUCGGCCUCGACGACCUCAAGAACACAAGAAUGGCCAGAAGCAAAGAACUCGUCCCCGGCGUUGGGCGUCUUUCCCGCUCCCAGGUAUUCGCCAAGCGCGCUCUCUACAAGGGCCAAAAAAAAUCGACCAAACCCGCUGCCGAAUCGCCCGCUGAGACCGUCGAGAAGGCCAUUGGUGGAGAGAAGAACGGCGGAAAGCGCCUUGUACCUACUACAAAAGCUCCUCGCUUCUACUCUGCUGAGGAUGUGCGCCAGCCCAAGAAAAGCCGCAAGUCCCCCAAGCCCCCCUCCCUCCGCUCUUCCAUCACCCCCGGAACCGUUCUUAUCCUGCUCGCUGGACGCUACAGAGGAAAGCGCGUUGUGUUCCUGAAGCAGUUGACCAGCGGGUUGCUGUUGGUCACUGGCCCUUACAAGAUCAACGGAGUGCCCCUGCGACGAGUUAACCAGGCAUAUGUCAUUGCCACCUCCACCAAAGUUGAUAUUUCGGGCCUCAAGGUCGAUGAGAAGUUCAACGACUCCUACUUUGCCAAACCUUCCACCAAGACUGCCAGCUCGGCCGAGGAGGAGUUCUUUGAGGACGGCAAGCCCAAGGCCAAACAGCCUAUUCCCGAGUCCAAGGCUGCCGAUCAAAAGGAGGUCGACAACGCACUCCUCGCUUCCAUCAAGAAGACUGAGAACCUUUCCAAAUAUCUCAAGGCCAGCUGGGGUCUGUCGAAGGGCCAAUUCCCUCACCAAUUGGUGUUCUGA
This is a messenger RNA of Psilocybe cubensis, 885 nucleotides long. RefSeq lists its product as uncharacterized. The coding region runs from base 1 to 885 and encodes 294 amino acids. Lineage: Eukaryota; Fungi; Basidiomycota; Agaricomycetes; Agaricales; Agrocybaceae. Gene Ontology annotation, biological process: ribosomal large subunit assembly; cytoplasmic translation. The transcript has 4 exons. The record is from RefSeq and is a predicted model, not a curated record. Gene Ontology annotation, cellular component: ribosome; cytosolic large ribosomal subunit. Gene Ontology annotation, molecular function: RNA binding; structural constituent of ribosome.